Molecule: messenger RNA, 532 nt
Organism: Pyricularia grisea
Lineage: Eukaryota; Fungi; Ascomycota; Sordariomycetes; Magnaporthales; Pyriculariaceae
Exons: 2
Coding region: 149-403 (84 amino acids)
Source: RefSeq, a predicted model, not a curated record
GGAAGCCUCUGUUCUCAACCAAGGAAUCUUCGGACAGUAGGUGUUGAAAGUCUUUCGACCGGGCCGCGCCCACUCCCGACCUACCUCGAGAUUGGGCGCGUCGGCCGCCAAGAAGAUGCAUACGGCUCGGUCGUAAGCCUGUGAUGGCAUGAGCGUAGCCAGCAUCGAUGGCGUCAUGUCCAGCACGUGGCAUGUCGUGGCCAUAUCGGGGAAGGUCAAGGGCGAGGCCGUGACGACGGUCCGACCUUUGGUCAGCUUGCUCCAAACGACGGCCGCACAGGCAUCAAAAGCCACGGAAAAAGCCAACAAAGGCAGUGACAAGGUCGUGGAUGGCUCGGUGGUACACCAUAAUCCCUUUUGGCUUGCCCGUGGUCCCCGAUGUAAAAGUGAUCCACGAGAGUAGGUCUUGUUUGGACUCGCGUCGCCAGGCUAUCAGCUCCAGCAGUUAGCGCUCUCGCCUUCGUUAUGGGAGACCAAAGCUAUUGUUUUUGGAAGUGGAUGCUACGCUCGGGAAGGACCAGUCCUGGGAUCC